CAUUAGGCAGGAACAGCACACACUCCUGCUCUUCCUGUGCAUAUAAGGAAAGCCAACGCAGGCAGAAUCAACGACGACAUCAUGGCGUGAUCAAGUCAGACACAGUGGAGGAGGAGGAGGAGCUGGCGUGAAGGACGGUUACAAAUGCAGCUUGCAGAGGGAGCGGAAGCAGGAGAGAGCAGCUUAAAUAAGGCGGCAUGAGUGAGAUUAGCCAAUAUGCUUUGAAGUGAAUCAGCUGGUGAGGGCGUGCAUGAGAUCAGCUGUUAUCACUGGCAGGAAAGCAGAGCGUGACUCCAUGACCUGCCUGAGCUAAUGCAAUACGCUCACUUCCACAAACACACGGGGGAGGACUUGGUGGCUUGGUCCAUUAUUCACUCAGUCAGUGGUCCUGACAAAAGAGCAGAAUGGGAAAAAAAAAAAGACGACAUGUGAUUAUAUCAUCCUAACGGACUUCCAUAAACAUAUUUUACUACACCCAUCCAAACAUGGCCACCCCACCUGAGUCCAUGAUUGUCUCUCGGAUGGAGGAAGAGGACUGAGGUAGUUUAGUUUCACCGCAGCUACACCUGCCAAGAAACACAGACUGUUUGUCUGCGAGCUUCUCUCCUGCUCAUAACUCUGUCUCUGGGCCGGACGGGAAGAAUCCCCACGUCUACUCUCUUAUGCAGCUUCAUUUUGACCAUGUGCAGGAAGCAGGAUGUUACCUUUAUUCCUGCUCGUAAAGGCGACGUUCCGUAUCAUGUCACAACGUAGCUGUAAAAUAUAUCUACAUUUUUAGUGUUCAAACUAUAAAAUGAUGAAAAGUCUAAAUGUUGCUUUAGAGACGAUGAAGUGUUUGAGUGAGCGCCUCCUCGCCUCAUUAACAAUUAACAGAAACUUUAUCUGCUCCAGUGACAUAAAGAGGGGUACAUCUCCAUGGUGAUGACCCCCCCAGACCUGCAAACACACACACACACACACACACACACACACACACACACACACACACACACACACACACACACACACACACACACACACACACACACACACCUCGAUGGUCCAGCAGGCAGUUCAGGUUAGUAUGAGAGGAGCAGCAGCAUGCACAGGUCGUACCAGCCGCUGAAACCUGUCACAAACCGCUUCCUGCAGCAGAGAUGGGACCACAACGACUACGACAACCACCGCCGGAAGGUGACCUCCUCCCUGCCUGUAGUGGACACCAAGGGCUCGAGGACCCCCGCUCACGUCCAGCUCAAACUCAAAAAACAGCAGCUGCAGGAUGAGCGUCUGUCCAUCAUCGACAGAGAUAACCGCCUUCUGGCCUCCAAACUGGCCGCCAUCAUUGGCUCUCAGGGCCUGGUGGACCAUCGGAACCAUUACCACCUGAGGAGUUUGAACGCUGACAAAAGGAGGGAGGAGCUUAUGUUGGUCAGCCGUCAGAAUCAGGCCAUCCACCAGCGAAUCACAGCUCGUCAGUCAGAGUACCGCCGCCAGAUGUGGUUGGAUGACUGGGAGAGGGUGGAGCAUCGGCGGGACGAAAUCUCCCGGUACCCUCGAGGACUAGCGGAGAAACAGAGGUCACACAGGAAGGUGAAGUUUGCAGCUGUGGAUGGCAGCGAGCGCUCGACGAGCUGCAGCAACACCGACACAGACGGAAGCAACAGAGAAACCUGA
Labrus mixtus (cuckoo wrasse) is the source of this 1656-nucleotide messenger RNA. RefSeq lists its product as uncharacterized. The coding region runs from base 1081 to 1656 and encodes 191 amino acids. The record is from RefSeq and is a predicted model, not a curated record. The transcript has 5 exons. Lineage: Eukaryota; Metazoa; Chordata; Actinopteri; Labriformes; Labridae.